UUUUUUUAAGGAGAAAACAUUUUUAUUUCAAUCAGUUCUUUCAAAAAAAAAAAAAAAAGAAUUAAAAUUAUUUGGAACAAAAUUUUUUGUGAAGAAAUGUCCAGUAAUGGUGAAAUAAUCCACGUACAUGUAGGCCAAGCGGGAGUGCAGAUUGCGAAUGCCUGUUGGGAGCUUUAUUGUCUUGAGCAUGGUAUCGAUCAAUAUGGUUGUUUAUAUGACCAUUCAAUGAAUGAUUCAUUUCAAACAUUUUUUGCAUAUUCAAGUACUUUAAAAUUAGUGCCACGUUUGGUGAUGGUCGACUCGGAACCAACUGUCAUUGAUGAAGUUAGAACUGGUACCUAUGGGACACUGUUUAAGCCUCAAACACUUAUAAGCGGCAAAGAAGACAGUGGAAGCAACUUUGCACGUGGGUACAAUACUCUUGGAACAGAGCUAAUAGAUUUAACUAUGGAUUCCCUACGAGCUGUCGCUGAAGGCUGUUCAAAUUUGAAAGGGUUCCUAGUUUUUCGAUCGAUUGGGGGCGGAACCGGUUCAGGUUUAGGAAAUAGGAUUAUGGAGGAAAUCUCGAAUGAUUACGGAAAGAUGUCAAAAAUGGAUUUUGUUAUAUUUCCAUCACCAUCAAUAACUCCACUUAUUGUUGAACCAUAUAACAGUUUGUUGGCAACUCACACUGGUAUGGAUUCUAGUGACUGUACUUUUAUUUUGGACAACGAAGCCCUUUAUGAUAUUUGCGAAACGAAAUUGGGAGUUUAUUCUCCUACAUAUACGAAUCUGAAUAGAAUAAUAGCACAGGUAAUUUCUACGUUAACAGCUUCUCAGCGCUUCUUUGGUAGUUUGAAUGUUUCCUUUACUGAAUUCCAAACAAAUCUUGUACCAUUUCCGCGGAUCCAUUUCCCAUUGGUAAGCUACUCACCCCUAGUAGCAAUGGGAAAUGCCUGUUACACUGAACUAAGCACAGAACACAUGACAUUUGAGUGCUUUCAGCCUUCGAGUCAACUAAUCCGAUGUAAUCCCGUUAAAGGAAAAUAUAUGUCCUGUGUACUCCUCUAUCGAGGAAAUGUGGCAUCAUCUGAUAUUAAUAACAGUAUCAGAGUAAUGAAGGCCAGAGGAUCCCUUAAUUUUGUUGACUGGUCACCGACGGGAUUUAAGGUCGGGAUAAACUCAAUGCCCCCAUGCGCUGUAUACGGUGGAGACAUUGGACCUACUGAUCGAGCAAUGAUGGCUUUGACGAAUAAUACCGCCAUUCAGAUGGCUUGGUGCAGAAUGUUAAGCAAAUAUAUGCAUUUAUUCAAUCGAAAGGCAUUUCUUCAUCAUUUUAUCAGCGAAGGAAUGGAAGAAUGCACAUUUCUGGAAGCCUCUGAGGAUAUUUGUUCAUUAAUUAGCGACUAUAAGGAAGUUGAAGAACUUUCGGGCGAGAGCGUUAGUGGAUCGUGUAGAUACGCCAAUACAAAAUCUGAUGAAGGCCCUUCCUGGCAACAGAGAUUUAAAAUUUUUGGCAAAGAUGCACAAUUAAAUAAUAUGCAAAACAACUGCGAAGAAAACCACGCAAAAUAUUCACGAAAAGAAUUGGCAGAAGGUUUUUUAACACAGAUAAUUACAUAUAAAAAUGCAUGUAAGACAAAUUUUUAUGAGAAUCAAUUACGUCCCAUAAACACAAUUGCCGUAUCUGAAAAAGCUGGAUGAAUUAAUUUGAAUUGUAAUUUAAGCAGUGACGGUUUUUCUAACUCAGUCUUUUCCCAAGCAAGUAAUAAUGAAGGAAAAUUAUCUUAUUUAGAAACGAAGAAGCUAAGCCAGUUACAAAUUCAAGAUGGUGUCUGUUCCGUUCUUCAAGGGUUAUUGGAGUCACUAAAAAAUGAAAAAUUGGAUCGUAGCAGCUGUAAAACAAACGAAAAAUCUACAGAUUUAGGAAUUUUAUCAGAACGAAAUUGUCAGAGUGACUCAGUUGCUUGUGAAUAUAAAUUCAACCCAGUGAAGUCCCAUGUAAGCGGCAUUUUGAAGUCGGCGUCAUAAUGCUUUGCAAACUAACCAGGUGCCAGAGUUGCUUAAUUAUAGUUUUAAUAAAUUAUAUUGAGCCAAGUCCAUAGCAGCAGAAGUAUCCCCAAAACUUUAUAAUCUGUAAAAAAUAUCUUGCCGCUCAAAACAUAUGAAUAAGCCACGAUGAAGAAGGCGCAAUUACAACAAAAUCCUAACCUUGGUCAUGUCUUUAGUCAUAGUGAUAAUUUUGAAUUAAUAAAAGGAGUAAAUACAUAUCUGGAUCACAAAACAAAA
This is a messenger RNA of Episyrphus balteatus (marmalade hoverfly), 2268 nucleotides long. RefSeq names its product tubulin alpha-2 chain-like. Bases 97 to 1683 code for a protein of 528 amino acids. Gene Ontology annotation, biological process: microtubule cytoskeleton organization; mitotic cell cycle. Gene Ontology annotation, molecular function: GTP binding; structural constituent of cytoskeleton. The record is from RefSeq and is a predicted model, not a curated record. The transcript has 8 exons. NCBI's taxonomy places the organism in Eukaryota, Metazoa, Arthropoda, Insecta, Diptera, Syrphidae. Gene Ontology annotation, cellular component: cytoplasm; microtubule.